This is a messenger RNA of Seminavis robusta, 926 nucleotides long. Lineage: Eukaryota; Bacillariophyta; Bacillariophyceae; Naviculales; Naviculaceae. The record is from the annotation of a GenBank genome assembly.
ACUGGGACAGAGUACUCGUGACUUGCGUCAGUCUUUACUCACGGAUCGUAUCUUUUGCAGGUUCUCAAUUUUCAAUUUUCAACCCGAAAAAGAUCUCCCUCCGAUGACACCACCCCCGCUGCUGCAGAAAACAGGUGCCGCCGUCUAACUUGUUCCGAAGACAAAAGAUACUCCGCCAGAGCCAACGGAAGCGACGACAAUGAGCACCACUCUCAAGAAUUUGCCGCUAAUACUAGCACUGCUUCUUAUGCUUUCGCAUCUUGUGACUCCCGCCCGUUCCUUUGUCACACGCCAAGCAUUCCUAAUUUCGACCCGAGGAGGCAGCAGUAGCAUUUCUUCUACCGCUACCAAAAUGGCACCCUUUGCUGUUGUGGUAGAAGCCGAGGUCGAUCCCGAUCGAAUGGCAGAGUUCUUGGAAAUGAUCAAAACCAAUGCCGAAAAUUCACGCAAAGAGCCGGGAUGCAUUCGAUUUGAUGUCCUUCGAGACCAGGAAGCCCCCAACAAGUUUAUCUUUUACGAACUGUACAAGGAUCCAGCCGCUGUCGAUUUUCACAAGACACAGCCACAUUAUGCUGCUUGGGCCAAAUUCAAGGAAUCGGGAGGUGUCAUUUCUAGUGUGUCCAAAAAGAAUGACGGAGAGUUUGUGGAAACCUAGCUUCACUGCUACCAUUUAUUUGGAGGCAAUAAACACUUACUAGCUAGAAAACGCAAAAGUAGACUAGGGUAGACGGAUAGCUACACAUUACAAGGAAGAAUAAAAACAUACCAAUCAAUAAACUGAACAAAGCACCAGCUAUUCCGAUGACACCCAGGCAAGCGCAACCAGCGACCACGAAACCACGGAUAUGAGCCCAGCUAGAGCUGCAAGAAGCUGGUGAAAUGCUAGUGUCUAUUUCAAAUCUAAAAUCUAGCUGGCUACAUGUAGC